Trichomycterus rosablanca is the source of this 1616-nucleotide messenger RNA. It is a transcript of the gene npy2rl, whose product is annotated as neuropeptide Y receptor Y2, like. Gene Ontology annotation, cellular component: neuron projection; plasma membrane. Bases 1 to 1113 code for a protein of 370 amino acids. The transcript is spliced from 3 exons. The record is from RefSeq and is a predicted model, not a curated record. NCBI's taxonomy places the organism in Eukaryota, Metazoa, Chordata, Actinopteri, Siluriformes, Trichomycteridae. Gene Ontology annotation, molecular function: neuropeptide Y receptor activity; neuropeptide binding. Gene Ontology annotation, biological process: G protein-coupled receptor signaling pathway.
AUGGAUGACAUCACUUUAGUCAAUGGCUCCUCAAGGGCAGAGCCUGAAGAUGUAAAUUCACCUGAUGGUGCACUGAUCCAUCCCUUGCUAGAACUAGGGGAUAGCACCAAGCAUCUGGGAGUUCAAGUGAUUCUGAUCCUGGCCUACAGCACCAUUAUUCUCCUGGGUGUGGUAGGAAACUCCUUGGUCAUCUAUGUGGUUUGCAAGUUCAAGACACUUCGUACUGUCACCAACUUCUUUAUUGCUAACUUGGCAGUAGCAGACUUGCUCGUCAACACGUUGUGCCUUCCCUUCACUUUGGCCUACACCCUGCUCGGCCAAUGGAAGUUUGGACAAGUGCUUUGUUUUACUUUACCAUAUGCGCAGGGACUAGCUGUCCAUGUAUCUACUGUAACCCUUAAUGUAAUUGCCCUAGAUCGACAUAGAUGUAUCAUUUAUCACCUGGAGACACAGCUUUCGAAGGACACCUGCUUUUUGGUUAUUGCUCUCACCUGGGUUAUUAGUGCUGUUUUGGCAAGCCCACUUGCUAUCUUCAGGGAAUAUGGUGUUGUGGAUCUUUCUCCAGGUAAAUCUAUUGAAGUGUGUGGAGAGAAGUGGCCAGGUAGCAGUAGAGACGGUACUCUUUACUCAAUCUCCAUGCUGCUGCUACAGUAUGUGCUCCCACUAGCUGUCAUUUCUUUUGCAUACAUCCGGAUCUGGAGUAAACUUCGUAAUCACAUCAGCCCAGCUGGUCGCAAUGACUGCCACCGGCGCCGCCGCAAGACCACUAAAAUGUUGGUCACCAUGGUAGUGGUGUUUGCUGUGAGCUGGCUGCCUUUCCACGCCUUCCAGCUGGCCAUAGACAUCGACAGCAGUGUGCUGGUCAUGCAGGAUUUCAGGCUGCUGUAUACUGUGUUUCACAUCGUCGCCAUGUGCUCCACCUUUGCCAAUCCACUUCUCUAUGGUUGGAUGAAUCUAAAUUAUCGAAAUGCCUUCAUGGCUGCCUUUCACUGUAGGAAGCGACUUGACUCAGUGAACCCCCAGCGUCAAGAUGCCAUUGUGGUUCCCAAGACCAAAAAGGCCCUGAAAGCCCAGGAUGUGCUAGCAACACGUGUCAAUGCCACAGAUGUUUGAGUAAACCAAAAAGUAUUUGUGGACAAAUAUAUUGGAUGCCGGGCUAUCAACGAUCUUUUUUUACUUAAUAUUGAUGAUGGUCAAAUGGCACAAGUAGACCCUUGAGUUACGAACAUUUUACCAUACAAACAUUUCGGGUUAGGAGCGAUCUUUUUCAACUUAACGUACAAACAAAUUUCGGAUUACAAACCAAAAUUCUCGAAACACGUGACGUCACGAACAAGGUGACUCCAACCGUCUCUCUAUAUAUAAACAGUGAGCGAACAUUUGGACAGCGGACAGUGUUUUUUGGUGUUUUCUUUAUAUUUCGUAAAAUUCUAUAUUAAAUUGUCCAAAAAGAAGCUGCAGAGAAAGCGUAGUUGUGUUGUAUAAUUACUCCUGCCAGUAGCUGUCACUGUGUAUCAGACAGAGGGGACAGUGAGUGAGAGAGAAGAAGGAGUAGAAGAAGAAGUCGCUGAGUAAAGUAUUUUUUUUGCACCUACAAAAUAGAACACUAUUGAAAU